Messenger RNA from Geodia barretti, 2042 nucleotides. The record is from the annotation of a GenBank genome assembly. NCBI's taxonomy places the organism in Eukaryota, Metazoa, Porifera, Demospongiae, Tetractinellida, Geodiidae.
ACGUGAUAGCGUUGUGCUGACUCAGCAGACGCAUGCAACGGUUGACGGUGUCAAGGCUCUCUUUCUUAUCUGCUGCAGGACCACGUAAUGUCGCGGUCAGGGAAGAAGAAAGGAGGUCCCGGGUUAGGUCGAGCCAUUCUGAAGGAGCGAAAUAGAGGGAGGCGCUCCCAAAACGGCGGCAGCUGGUUGCACACGAGCGAACUGGACGACGGGCUGGACUGGAACAAAUUGAACCUGCGCUCGGUGACCGAAGAGAGCCAGUUGGACGAAUUUCUCCGGACAGCCGAGCUGGCUGGCACCGAAUUUACUGCUGAAAGGCUAAAUGUGAAGGUAGUUGAUCCCUCUCGGCCACGGGGCGGUCUACCUUCAGUCGAAGAAGAGAGAGAAAUAGAGAAAACCCACAGCAGGUUUCGUCAGUUCAUUGGCAUCCCAAGAAGACCAGUGUGGGCUCCGUCCACUACUCCCGAGCAGCUGGAUCUCUCAGAGAGGGACAGCUACCUGGCCUGGAGGAGGAACCUGGCCAGACUGGAGGAGGACGAGGGGCUCAUCUUCACUCCCUUUGAGAAGAACCUUCAGUUCUGGAGACAGCUCUGGAGAGUCAUUGAGAGAAGUGAUGUCAUCGUUCAGAUUGUGGACGCCAGAAAUCCUCUUCUCUUUCACUGCGAAGAUUUGGAGAAGUAUGUUAAAGAAGUUAGUGCCGAGAAAGUGAAUCUACUGCUGCUUAGCAAGGCUGACCUAUUGUCACGGCAACAGAGGUUGUCAUGGUCACAGUAUUUCUCAGAGAGAGGAGUGGCAGCUGCUUUCUGGUCAGCCCAACUUGCAGAACAAGAAACAACAACAACAACAACAACAACAACAGAAAUGUCGUCAACAGAUGUGGAUGAUAGUAUGGGUGGUGAGCCCCUCUCGUCAGGUGCUGAAAGAUGAAAGUGCGGGGACUAGCCCGAGUCCGGAGAUCCUGUCCAGAGAGAGGCUGUUGCAGCUGUUCCGGGACCUCUCCCCUGUUCCUGAAGGAGGACUGACGACAGUGGGUCUGGUUGGCUAUCCAAAUGUCGGAAAAAGUAGCACCAUUAACGUUCUCUACGAAGAGAAAAAGGUCCCCGUGUCGGCAACGCCGGGUCGGACAAAGCAUUUCCAGACUCUCCUCAUCUCCGAGCUGCUGCAGCUCUGCGAUUGCCCCGGCCUCGUCUUUCCCUCCCUUGUCUCCACGAAGGCCGAGAUGGUCGUCUCGGGAAUCCUCCCCAUAGACCAGAUGAGAGACCACACCCCUCCCGUUUCCCUGGUGUGUCACAGAAUCCCUCGUUACGUACUGGAACGGGUGUAUGGGAUCAGGCUCCCACAGCCCUCCGAAGGGGAAGACCCUUCUCGUUAUCCGACAGCCCUGGAGCUUCUCUCGGCCUACGGAUAUCUCCAUGGUUACAUGACGUCGCACGGUCAACCCGACUGUCCUCGCAGUGCCAGAUACAUACUCAAAGACUACGUUAAGGGAAAACUGCUUUAUUGUCACACUCCCCCUGGCGUCACCCCGGAGACUUUUAACUCCAUUCCCACUGAAGCAAGAGCACCAGCGGCAGAGGGAGUGGGGGAGGGCGGUAGUGAGAGAGGGGUUAAUUCACCAUCCAUAGACAAAGACAAAGGAGAAGGAAAAAGUGGCGGAGUUACUCUGAGCGAAUUUGACAAGCAGUUUAUGGAACAGGUGAAAACCGUAAGUAAAACGGUAUAAACAAUAAUAUAUUCAAUGCAGGAAGAGGUGAGAGCCAUCACUAAGGGUUGCCAUGGAGUCAGAGGCUUCAUUAGGAAAUCCGGUGCCAAUCAUCGCCUUUCAUUAGGACAGGGGCAAGGGGGAGAGGGGGAGGAGGAGGAAGGAGAGGGAACGUCUGAUGCAGCUAGUGUUACUAGUUCCAUGGUGGGUGUGGGGAAACCAUGGAAACGGCAUAACAACCGAAACAAGAAGGAAAAGACACGUCGCACUGUCCACAUCAGUUGAUCUGUUUCGUUUUCAUGUACAGUAGAAAUAAAGAUUUUGAUUGCUGAUUAUGAUA